ACUCAAAACUUAAAUGGGAAUAUGGAUAUGAAAUUGCUGAUUUUCUAUCAAAAUUCAUUUACUUUAUUGUAUGGUAUUCUUGAAACGAAAAUCUGUUAUUAAAUUUGUAAUAGUUUUUUGACUACAUUUUUAUUCAAUACAACAAAAUGGUGUGGAAUUUCGUUAAUUAAUGUGAUAAAUCGUUAUAAUGGCUGUUUUCACAUUUAUAUUGUUUAGUUUAUUGAUAAGCCAUUUGACUUUAGUGUUCAGUGAGAACAAUGUAAACACAAAUGAAAUAAUAUUUCAUUAUAAUAAUACAUAUAAAUACAAUGUCCCAUACACAGUAUAUGUGAAUAAGAAUACAGAAUAUAUAAUGGAGUUUGGAGGGGACCUAGAAUCGUAUGACACACCAGCCCGAGUGACAGUUGCCAGUGACUUCGCCAACAGAACUUACCCACUGUUCGUAACGGCAAGACAACAAAAAGGUGUAUUCUCCUGGCAGCUGCCGAUGCUCGUCCAGACCCUGGGCGGGCUGGAGCAGUUCACCAAUAUAUCCCGAACGCUGUGCCCCCACAAUAAUCUCUUCGCCGAAGAUGAAGACACGUGUGACAUAUCGUCAUUGAACACACCAAUAGUGCACCUGACGUCAUCAUCUCCCGCCUAUAUAAAAGUCACGAUCUACGUAGAGACAGUCCAAGAUUUUUAUAUAAAACUGAACUCUAUUACCAAUUUCACAAGCACACCAAGUCAGCCCAAAUACUACUUCUAUCCGUUUGAUCAAGGGCCGAAUGACAUGAUCGAUCUGCCGACGCAGAACGCGAGGAGAAAGUUCGCAUGUAACAAAGAGUUGGAUGAGUCUGAACAGAAAAGAUUGGAUACAUACUUCGUGCAGAGCAAUUUCAGGAGUGUGUCCGGCUGGAUGUCGCGGCCUAAGAGUGUCAUAGUGCUGAUUGAAUCAGAAGACGAUAUAUGCGCGGUUGUGUCUAUACAGAAUUUUUCAUGUCCAGUAUUCGACAAUGAGCGGGACAUACUGUAUGAUGGAUAUUAUUUAACAAUGACGCGGCGUGGUGGCAUUACACUUACGCAAGACACAUUUCCAAUGGGGUUCUACAUAGUGUUUAUAGUGAAAACUUCUGACGACGACUGUACAGAGAGGAACAGUGGUAACGGUACACUACCGACCAUGGCGCAUUACUUCGGCUGGAGCGAGGAGAGCGUCGUCGAAGUGGAGAUCAAUGACGGCCGAGUCAAGACGUUUAGUUUUAAAAUAAUCGAGACAAUAUCGUAUCAAGAAUACGCAAUAGCAGCGGGUGCGGCGCUCGGGUUCUUUCUCUCAUUCUACGUGGCGUUUAUUAUAGUGAUACUGUGUCAGAGGAAGAAAAUGAUGGUCACCACUGAAUCGGAGACCAGCCAGACUGAAGAAGGACUAAUCACGUCGCCGUCGACCCCGCACGACGCUGCGAACGUGACGACGCGGCGACGUCGCGUUAACGUGAUCAGUGGGAACAGCGCUAUGUCCAGCAGUGGGGAGACCUCGUCGCAACGUUGCCUUAUUGGUGAAGGGGAUGUAGCACAAAUUGAUUGCAGUUCCUCGUCGGAUACAGAGUCAGAUUUUUCAACAAUGGAUGACGCAAAUACUGAUAAGGAUGUGUACCUAGUCGGCGGGAAGCUGUGUGUAGCUAACUUAGCCAGAUGCCGCCCCCGCGUGUUGUCCGCGCGUUCGAAGAUGUACUUGUGGAAUGUCCUCACAGUGGCUGUGUUCUACACGCUCCCAGUUAUACAGCUAGUCGUCACAUAUCAAAGGUUGCUCAAUCAAUCUGGAAACCAAGAUCUAUGCUACUUCAAUUUUUUGUGCGCACAUCCGCUCAUGGUACUGUCAGAUUUCAACCACGUAUACUCGAAUCUGGGCUACGUACUGCUCGGACUGUUGUUCUUGAUGCUGGUGUGGCGUCGCCAUAAUAAACAUAAAGCGAAGUCUGCAGUUGAGAAGGAGCUGGGCAUCCCGCAGCACUUUGGGCUGUUGUACGCAAUGGGAGUGGCGCUGGUCAGCGAGGGUCUACUGUCUGCUGCGUACCACGUCUGCCCCAACAGCAUGAACUUCCAGUUUGACACGUCGUUCAUGUACGUGACAUCAGUGCUGUGUAUGGUCAAGAUAUACCAGGCUCGACAUCCGGAUAUCAACGCACGCGCUCACGCCACCUUCGGAGUAUUGGCGCUCAUCAUAUUUAUAGGGCUCGUGGGCGUGUUGAAUGCGAACUUCUACUUCUGGAUCGCGUUCACAAUACUGCACCUGGUCACAUGCCUCUUCAUGACCUUCCAGAUAUACUAUCUUGGAAGGUUCAAAUGGGAGGGCGGGGUGGUGUGGCGCGCGGCGCGGGAGGUGUCGCGGCGUCCGCUGGCCGCCAUCACGCCCACGCACUGCGGCCGCGGCGUGCUGCUGCUGCUCGCCAACCUCGCCAACUGGGCCAUCGCCGCAUACGGUGUGGCGCAGCACAGUCGUGACUUCGCUUCUCACCUGCUGCUGGUGCUGAUGAGCAACCUGUUCCUAUACACGCUGUUCUACAUCGUCAUGAAGCUGCUGCACAGAGAGUCCAUCCGGUGGUACAGUUGGGUGUUCAUAGCAGUUACAUAUACGGUUUGGUUCGGCUCGAGCUACUUCUAUUUGGACCAGAGCACCAAUUGGGCGCUAACUCCAGCUCAGUCGAGGCGCAACAACCGCGUCUGUUCUUUACUACAACUGUACGAUUCACACGACAUUUGGCACUUUCUGUCAUCAGCCGCCAUGUUUUUCUCAUUUAACAUGUACCUUACCAUAGACGAUAACCUAACAAAUGUGCCUAGAAGUGAAAUUAUGGUAUUUUAAUCUGUGGUUACUAAAUUGUUAUAGAAUGACUCAGUGGUAAAAAACUCAGUGGGAUUGACCCCACUGAGUUUUUUUAAACUCGGAUUAAUUAAGAGUUGAGGACCCAAAAUUGGCCCCUGAAGUACUCCAACUCUUAGGUUGUUUAAUAGCGUUUUAAAACUGUCCAUUAUUAUAGUAAUUAAUAGUUAACAAACACAAUAAAAGGCUUUUGAAAAGCCGUGUAUUAUUAAAUUUUUGCACAAUAUGCUCAAAAAUGUAAAAAUACUCUUGAACACUUUAGCAUAGAUGAUAUUUGAAAUGAUGAUGGUAAACCAUUAUAAUCCUAAAUAUUUAAAUAAAAUUGUACAUAGUUAUUUAAAUAUACAAUUAAAUUAUUGAAGACAAAAAUGUUACUUUCAAAUAGGAUAUUCAAAAUUAAC
This is a messenger RNA of Achroia grisella, 3261 nucleotides long. Its product is annotated as SID1 transmembrane family member 1-like. The transcript has 19 exons. Lineage: Eukaryota; Metazoa; Arthropoda; Insecta; Lepidoptera; Pyralidae. Bases 188 to 2842 code for a protein of 884 amino acids. Gene Ontology annotation, cellular component: membrane. The record is from RefSeq and is a predicted model, not a curated record.